AUGGGUGUAAAGCAGUUAGCAUCUAACUGGUGUAAACCUUCCCUUCACACUGGACUUAUUGCACUCUCAUCUCCUGAACUCAAUUCUCAUCUGAAGUCUGAAUCUGAUUCUUAUUGGACCUCUGAACUUAAUUCUCAUCUGAAGUCUGAAUCUAAUUUUUAUUUGAUCUCUGAACUCAAUUCUCAUCUGAAGUCUGAAUCUGAUUCUCAUUUGAUCUCUGAACUCAAUUCUCAUCUGAAGUCUGAAUCUGAUUCUUAUUGGACCUCUGAACUCAAUUCUCAUCUGAAGUCUGAAUCUGAUUCUGAUUUGAUCUCUGAACUUAAUUCUGACCUGAAGUCUGAAUCUGAUUCUUAUUGGACCUCUGAACUCAAUUCUCAUCUGAAGUCUGAAUCUGAUUCUCAUUUGAUCUCUGAACUUCAUUCUCAUCUGAAGUCUGAAUCUGAUUAUCAUUUGAACUCUAAACUUCAUUCUCAUCUGAAGUCUGAAUCUAAUUUUUAUUUGAUCUCUGAACUCAAUUCUCAUCUGAAGUCUGAAUCUAAUUUUUAUUUGAUCUCUGAACUCAAUUCUCAUCUGAAGUCUGAAUCUGAUUCUCAUUUGAUCUCUGAACUCAAUUCUCAUCUGAAGUCUGAAUUUGAUUCUCAUUUCAUCUCUGAACUUAAUUCUGACCUGAAAUCUGAAUCUAAUUCUCAUUUGAUCUCUGAACUCAAUUCUCAUCUGAAGUCUGAAUCUGAUUCUCAUUUGAUCUCUGAACUUCAUUCUCAUCUGAAGUCUGAAUCUAAUUUUUAUUUGAUCUCUGAACUCAAUUCUCAUCUGAAGUCUGAAUCUGAUUCUCAUUUGAACUCUGAAGCUAAUUCAGGGCACAGAGAGAGAAAGAGAGUUUAUGUAUUAAUAUCAUUACGGAGAGGGAGAACCUCUUGUAGUUAA
Procambarus clarkii (red swamp crayfish) is the source of this 924-nucleotide messenger RNA. Lineage: Eukaryota; Metazoa; Arthropoda; Malacostraca; Decapoda; Cambaridae. The record is from RefSeq and is a predicted model, not a curated record.